Messenger RNA from Corythoichthys intestinalis (scribbled pipefish), 3357 nucleotides. RefSeq names its product neural EGFL like 2a (gene nell2a). Gene Ontology annotation, cellular component: cytoplasm. Bases 324 to 2765 code for a protein of 813 amino acids. The transcript has 20 exons. The record is from RefSeq and is a predicted model, not a curated record. Gene Ontology annotation, molecular function: heparin binding; protein kinase C binding; calcium ion binding. NCBI's taxonomy places the organism in Eukaryota, Metazoa, Chordata, Actinopteri, Syngnathiformes, Syngnathidae.
CCCUUCUCUCCACGCCGCGGCAGGACCGUCUGUUGAGCUGGUGAAGGCAGCGUCACGUUUCCCUUUGUGCAUCCUCCGCGCUUCCACCUGUGCUCGCGGACGGCGCUCAUGGAGCACAUCCACACGCCCUCCAUGGAGUAAUAACAAUAUUGGACUUACAUCUCUGCCGUUUUUUGUUGACUCCUCCUCAACGCCGGGGAUGUAAAGUUUGGAUAAUGCUCCCGCUCAACACCCUGGAUUUCUAAUCUCGCGACCAUCGUACUCUAUCUACCACAAGUGGACCGAAAUAUGGACUAUUUAUUCUUUUAAAACAUACAUUCACAAUGGGGUUGUUACAGCUAUUCCUGGUUUCCUGCAUAUUCUGCGCGUUCUCAGUGCAAGCUUUUGGGGUCGACCCAGCUCUGCGCGUCAGUGUGUUGGAUGAACUCAAGCCCGGAGAUGGAUUUGAUGGAGUUACUCAGGUCCAAGGCUUCCAUAAAGAGUCAAGAGCAUUCCACUUCCAAGGUUCUUCCAGGGAAGUGAAAGCUCCCGCUGGGGUCUCGGAGCAAAUCGUCCGCAAGCUGAGAGGAAAGAAUGAGUUCACCAUGCUGGUGACCCUCAAGCAAGAGCGCCUCAACUCGGGGGUGAUCCUCUCCAUCCAUCAGUCGGAGAACAGGUACCUGGAGCUGGAAAGCAGUGGCCAGCGCAGUGAGGUGCGCCUCCACUACCGCACCAAAGGCCUCCAGGCCCAUACUGAGGUGUUUCCCUACAGCCUGGCUGACGACCAGUGGCACAAAGUCUCUGUUGCCGUCAGUGCCUCUCAUGUCAUCCUACACGUGGACUGCAAUAGAAUCUACGAGCGGGUGGUGGAGCCCCCUGACAUGGACAUUCCGGAGGACGCCUCCUUCUGGCUCGGUCAGAGAAAUUCCGCUCAUGGAUUCUUUAAGGGGGUGAUGCAGGAUGUUGAAAUUGUGGUAAUGCCACAAGGAUAUAUCUCCCAGUGUCCAGACCUGAACAGAACAUGUCCCACCUGCAAUGAUUUCCACGGACUUGUACAGAAGAUUAUGGAGCUGCAGGAUAUCCUUGCUAAAACAUCCAGUAAGCUGUCCAAGGCCGAGGAGAAGAUGAAUGGGCUGGACGGCUGCUAUUGUGAAAGGACCUGCAGCGUCAAGGGGAUGGUCUACCGGGAGGACGAGGGCUGGACAGAUGGAUGCAGGAACUGCACGUGCAUAAACGGCACGGUGCAGUGCGAGGCCAUCUCCUGCCCUCCUCCUCAGUGCCUGGCGGGCACAUUGCCGGCCUAUAUGAAGGGCGCCUGCUGCAAGAAGUGUCAGCCUGUCUGCCUGUUUGGUGGAAGGGAGCUGGUGGAGGGCGAUCAAAAGGCUGUGCGCGACUCCUCGGGCAGGUGUCUGCUGUUUGAGUGCAAGGACAGGACGAUGCAUCGAGUUGUCCCCAGCGAACCAUGUCCCGAACUACCAUGUCCUGAGUCUGAGCAGAUCUCCUUGAGUGACAGAUGCUGCAAAGUUUGUAGAGGUCAUGACUUCUGCUCAGAGGGCCAUAGCUGCAUGGAGCAUUCCGAUUGCGUCAACCUGGAGGCCGGUGACUGCUGCGUUUGCAAGGACGGAUUCCGACCCCUGCGAGAUGAUAACGCCUACUGUGAAGAUAUUGAUGAGUGUGCUGAAGGGAAGCACUACUGCAGGGAGAAUACCAUGUGUGUUAACACACCCGGCUCCUUCAUGUGCAUCUGCCAUACGGGCUACAUCAGGAUCGAUGACUAUUCCUGCACAGAGCACGACGAGUGCCUCAGUGGGCUUCACGACUGCGACGAGAAUGCUUUGUGCUUCAACAUGGUGGGAGGACACAGCUGCUCGUGCAAGCCGGGCUAUAGCGGCAACGGAACCAUCUGCAAAGCUAUGUGUGAUGGGUUGUGCCAGAAUGGGGGAACGUGCCUCUCACCCAACAACUGUGCCUGCCCGCAAGGAUUUACUGGCAAGAGAUGCGAAACAGAUAUCGACGAGUGUGCGGACGGCUUUAUGGAGUGCGAUAGCAAAUCCACUUGUGUCAACUUGCCCGGCUGGUACCACUGCGAGUGCCGCGAUGGCUACCAUGACAACGGCUUGUUUUCUGCCAACGGAGAGUCGUGCGUCGAUAUCAAUGAGUGCAAGACGGGCAGGAACACGUGUGCCAACGACACGGUUUGCUUCAACCUGGACGGAGGUUACGACUGCCGCUGCCCACACGGCCACAACUGCACCGGCGACUGCAUCCAUGAUGACAAGGUCAAGCACAGCGGGCAGAUUUGGGUGCUAGACAGCGACCGCUGCUCCGUGUGUUCUUGCCAGGCUGGCCAAGUGAUGUGUCGUAGGAUGGUGUGCGACUGCGACAACCCCAACGCCGACCUCUUCUGUUGCCCCGAGUGCGACCCGCGUCUGAGCAGCCAGUGUCUUCACCAAAACGGAGCUCUGACCUUCGGCAGCGGCGACACCUGGGUGGAGAACUGCCAACAGUGCCAGUGCCUGCAGGGGCAGGUGGACUGCUGGCCUCUGCCGUGCCCGCCUGUCGACUGCGAGUUCACGGCCGUGCCCGAGGGCGAGUGCUGCCCACGCUGCGUCAGCGACCCCUGCCAGGCCGACACCAUCCGCAACGACAUCACCAAGACGUGCACCGACGAGCACGGCGUCUCGCGCUUCAGCGGCUCCUCCUGGGUCAAACACGGCACCGAGUGCACCCUGUGCCAGUGCAAGAACGGACACAUCUGUUGCUCAGUGGACCCCAUGUGCCUUUAGUGGCUGGAAAGGCACCUGUACAGCAUUCUCCAUGUAAAAUACAGGAAAAAAGUCUAGGGAAAAAAAGAAGAAAAAAAAACAUCCCCAUCACCACCACCACAUUUGAAUGUCUCCCCACUGAUGUCGUCAGGCUUGUUUUUAGAGCGGCUGGAGGCGUACAAUUGAUUGUUAUUGUUUCAUUGUAAAUGCCAGCAGGUUUGGUGCAUUCAUAAAAAAAAUAAAAAAUUAAGUCGUCUUUCUACUAAACGUGUAUGACAACUAACAUGAUGAUGAUGAUGAUGAUGAUGGCCUUCACGCUUCGUUCAAGCAUCCACAUGAACCUUGUAAAAUAGAAAUAUUAACUGGCAUGACUGUGCUUGAUGUUCAAACAUUUUUUUUUUUUUGCAAAUUUCUUAAAUGCUAAUAUAAUGAUGAUAUUGAUGAGUCCUUAGCGCCUGAUACCACUCGUUUUGCCACUUAGCAGUCGUCUGUAUUAUGUGGUGCUUUGUAGCUUUUUAUUGCACUUUUAAGUUUCGGGUCAUAUUUUUCAUUUUUUAUUAUCUUUCUUUCCCAGCUUGUUAGUGUGUAAUAGUGAAAUAAAGUAUUUCCAUUA